ACCAAAAAAUGAUGGAGGGAGAUUUCGAAACGAGAGCACUUCACUUUUUGCAGUCGGAGAUUGAGUUGCAAAGAUAUCAGAAAAUCAGAAUAUCUUGUUGACAGACACCACCAAUCCAGUGCAUUCACCACAAGCAACAACCACCAUGAUGACAUCUCCUACCUUUCUACUGCUCGCGACUCUCCUUCUCUAUCUUCCAUCCGUAUCGGUUGCGAACUAUUGCUCGGGUGGAGGCACCGUCAACAGCUUGGCUCCUGGCCAAAAACAGCAGUUUACUUGCUCGGGGACGUGUUAUGCCUGUCUGGUGUCAUACACGGUAUCCAUCAACCCUUCCGCCACUCAUACGUACUAUAUGAAUUUUCUGGACAAUGGUGGAAAUUACAUCUUGGACGCUACAUCCACAACGCAAGGUGCUACAUCCGGAGGUCCUUCCUUGUUUGGAGACGGCGAUGGAAAAUCGGAUUUGCAGCUCGAAAUCGAAUGUGCCAACUCUGCUGGCAACUGCGACGGAAUGUCCGUCUCCUUUGGAUUUGUCAAUUGUGCUUGUGCGCCAGACUUGUAUCUCCAUUCCAGUUGCUCGGGGACGCGCGAUGCCGACUGUCGCACAGAGCCAAAGACCCCUUCCAGCAUUUGUUUCUCGGGAGACACCACGGUUCACGUACAAAAAGAAAAAGACUCGGUGGUGGUACCGGUGCCAAUGAAGGAUCUACAGGUUGGCGACCGUGUCCUCACCAAUAGCAACGAGAAGGAUCCCUACAUGCCCAUCUACAUGUUUGCCCAUAUUGACAAGACGGUUCCCACGGAAUACCUACAGAUUUACACCACAGCUUCCAUCACAACAGCAAUGCCCAAUACAAAUUUCUCCAUGUCGGCUCCUUUGGAGAUCUCGGAGGAUCACAUGGUCUAUGUGGUGGCCAAGAAUGGAAAGACAACCGGUCCAGUUCCGGCCGUUUCCCUCAAGGUCGGUGACCUUUUGCUUCAGAAAGCAUCCCAGGGAGAAGAAGAAAAGCAGGCGGCAAUGGUGACUAUGAUCCGUCACGUCACUCGGCAAGGCUUGUAUGCUCCACUGACACCGGAUGGGACCAUUGUGGUCACGGACGAGAAGCUUGUCGCUUCCACCUAUGUGACUGUCGUUCAAACUCCGCCAAUGCCAUUAUUGUUGCACCAAGCUGAUAUGGUCCAUGUGUGGCUCAGUCCUCUUCGAGUUGCGUGCCUCCUUGGCGGGGAGUGGCUGACGGGGACCCUCUGUGAGAAUAACCACAACGAACAAGGCAUGCAGUACUUGGUAGCGUUGGGGUUGGAUUUUGCAAAGUUCAUGGACAGUCGUGGUCAAGCCACUCGACUCCUGCUAGUUCUCUUGUCCGUGAUUGUGACGGGGCCAUUCCGAAUCCUGGAGUUGGCCCUCGGUCCGUCUUACUGGAACUACAGCAGUAGUGGAGGCCUACCGCUUCUCUUUCUGAUCGUUGCGGUGUCUUGCGUCAUGUUUCGUCGUACUACUGGAGGACGACAUGGCACCCAAAAACGCCGAGGAGAAGAGUAAAAACGGAGAUGAAUGCUAGUUGAUCUUUGGCGCAAUUGCGGCCCUUCGAUGGGCAUGCUGCAGUUUGUAGCUUUGUGUACAUACAUAAUAAGAUGUGAUGAAUAUGUUCGUAGCUUAGAUAGAUGUUUGAACAAGCCUUCCCAGCUAGACAGAGUAUUUUCAAAG
This is a messenger RNA of Seminavis robusta, 1705 nucleotides long. NCBI's taxonomy places the organism in Eukaryota, Bacillariophyta, Bacillariophyceae, Naviculales, Naviculaceae. The record is from the annotation of a GenBank genome assembly.